Messenger RNA from Hyaloscypha bicolor E, 1850 nucleotides. RefSeq names its product amino acid transporter. The transcript is spliced from 3 exons. Gene Ontology annotation, cellular component: membrane. Gene Ontology annotation, molecular function: transmembrane transporter activity. Lineage: Eukaryota; Fungi; Ascomycota; Leotiomycetes; Helotiales; Hyaloscyphaceae. Gene Ontology annotation, biological process: transmembrane transport. The record is from RefSeq and is a predicted model, not a curated record. The coding region runs from base 150 to 1850 and encodes 566 amino acids.
UUUCACUUCCAAAGGCUUCUUUCCAUUCAACUCCCACUUCUUGAGCCUCACUUGAGGCGCAAACAAGCCAUCGGUAUCGCGGCGCGGCUUUCUCCUCCCGCGCACCUCAUGCAGCCACCCACUUUCUAUCCUGGCCCUCCGUUUACAUCAUGGGCGAGACCGCUGCUGAACGCAACAGCGAGCGCAAUGCCGAUAGCGACAUAUUAGCGCUGCUGGGGAAAAAACAAGUGCUAAAGCGACGAUUCGGCCUGAUAUCAAUAUUUGGAUUCGCCAUGGCCGAGCUGAUCACGUGGGAGACCGUUCUCGCCCUCUUCAGUCAAGGUCUCAACAAUGGGGGUCCAGCAGGGCUGGUUUACGGAUUCCUCAUUGCGUGGCUCUCCACUAUUUCUGUUUAUACGGUGAUCUCUGAGCUGGCUUCCAUGGCGCCUAUUGCUGGAGGUCAAUAUUAUUGGGUUUACAUGCUUGCUCCCGUGCGAUACAAGAAGUUCUCAAGCUAUAUUAUUGGAUGGCUCACGUCACUGGCCUGGAUUGCUACUGUAGCUACGGAAUCGAUGUUUGCUGGGACGAUUAUUCGGGGACUGAUCAUUUUGGAUUAUCCCGAUUAUGAGCCGAAGCAGUGGCAGGGAACACUUCUGGCUUGGCUCGUCAUUGCCCUUGCCGUGUUCAUCAACGUGAUCAUUCCAGGCUUGCUGCCAAAAUUCGAGACUUUUAUUUUGGUGUUUCAUUGCGCUGGAUUCAUUGCAAUAAUGGCUGUACUCUGGGUAUACUCACCCCAUGGCAGUGCUGCGUCGGUAUUCACAACGAGCCUCAAUGAAGGAGGAUGGCCUACCCAAGGGCUUUCAUAUUGCGUAGGGUUUCUCGGAAACGUUGCCACGUUUGUUGGAGCUGAUGCAAGUGUUCACAUGGCUGAAGAAAUCUCAAACGCAGCCAUUAACAUCCCUCGGGCGAUCUGCGGUAGCAUGAUAUUCAAUGGCCUCCUGGGUUUUGCCAUGAUGCUCACAGUUCUCUUCUGCAUCGGAGAUCUAGAGUCCGUUCUCAGCACAAAGACUGGGUUUCCAUUUAUCCAAAUUUUCUAUGACAGCGUCGGAAACUUCGCCGGAGUCACAUCUAUGGGCGCAGUGGUGCUUGCGCUCACCUGGGCCUGUGCAAUUGGAAUCACAACAACAGCCUCGAGAAUGACUUGGUCCUUCGCCCGGGAUCGAGGGACACCGUUCUCACACAUUCUCAGCAAAGUUGAGCCUCGAACCCAAGUCCCCGUCGUUGCUGUGUCUGCUAUUACAAUAUUUUCUGCUUUAUUGACGCUCAUCUAUGUCGGCUCGGCGACUGCCCUGUUCAACGAUGUUAUCUCGUUGACCAUUACCGGAUUCUAUGGAUCAUAUUUCCUCCCCGCCGCUUUCUUGCUAUACCAUCGCAUCAAAGGACAUGUUGCUUCACAAAAGGACGUGUCCUCAAAUCCCGCGACCGACAAAACGAAUGAGCCUGCCAAGGAGAGCAAAUACGGCGAAGGCGAGAAGGCUACAGAUCCGAACGACACCAACGCCGGCACACCCAUCGUGGAAGUCGCCCAAGCAGCUCUUUCAUGGGGACCAUUCCGAAUCCCAGGCAUACUGGGAAUCAUCAAUAACGCAUACGCAUGUGUUUAUAUGAUAUUCGUGAUUUUCUGGAGCUUUUGGCCGCCGGAAACCCCCGUUGAUGCUACAACAAUGAACUAUAGUGUGGUGGUUACGGGAGGGGUUAUUAUAUUCAGUAUCACCUGGUACUGGAUUCGUGGAAGGAAAGAGUAUGAGGGGCCGUUAAUUGAUGAUGAGGUUAAAGCUGUGAUGAGGAUGGGAUCCAUUGCGCCCAUUUAG